This is a messenger RNA of Fusarium fujikuroi IMI 58289, 6369 nucleotides long. Its product is annotated as related to ankyrin 3. The transcript has 2 exons. NCBI's taxonomy places the organism in Eukaryota, Fungi, Ascomycota, Sordariomycetes, Hypocreales, Nectriaceae. Gene Ontology annotation, molecular function: protein binding. The coding region runs from base 1 to 6369 and encodes 2122 amino acids. The record is from RefSeq and is a predicted model, not a curated record.
AUGAGCUUCACAUCUCCCACUGAGCAGUUCAAAGCCUACCAGGCUUUCAGUCCUGGGUCUUCAUCAUCGAAGCCGCCUGCUCAGUCUUUCUCCUCAAGAGUUGACUUUAGCGACCAAUCAUACGAUAUGCCUUACUUUACAGGUUCUGAUGCUUCUGUACUCAACCCUCAGACAAACUAUGGGAGCACUGCGCCGAAACCACCUGUCGCCGACGUUUCGCGAGGCUUUACACCGAAGCAAUUAGCAGAUGCUCCAAAGACAAAGAGUUUUGACAAGAAGAGACUCUCCAGCAUUCCCAGUACUUCUAAACAAGCUCAGCCUUCGCAACCUCUAAAGGCCAAGAUAGAUUACAGGGAAUUCCUGGAGAGCCUCGAGUUUCCCUCCACUACGGAGAGCAAGAUUAGUCAAGGCUCUGGAGAUCUUAGUUCAAGUCAAUGGUUGGUUCAAGAAGCUCUCUUCAUCAAAUGGAGGACUUCUAACGGGCUGCUUUGGCUGAGAGGUUCAGAAGGGAGUGGAAAGUCAACUUUGAUGAAACAAGCUCUUGAAUCAUGCCAGGGCCCAAGUUCAAUUCACCUGACCUAUUCUUUCUCUCCCUCCGGAGACGAGGCAAGAACACGCCUAGGGCUAUUCAAGGCCCUUCUACGCCAAUUGGUCCCCCAGGCCCCAGAGGUCUUCAAAGGCAUCAAGGAAAGGUUCGACAAGAUCCAGUCUUGCUUACCUCCCAAACAACAAGUGGCCUGGAACGCGCAAGAGCUCUUUGACGAAUUGACCAAAGUUGUUCCGAAGAUCCUCAGGACCCAUUCGGUCUCCAUCUAUGUCGAUGGUCUCAAUUACUCAGAAGGCGGAACGGCCCCCAAGCUUGUGCAAGACUUUUCCAAGUUGGUCGAAAAGUCUCGGAUUCCCACCAAGGAUCCCACUACAACUCACAGACUACGAAUCAUCUUUUCUAGUACGCCUUAUCCUAUGAAAGAUCCCUUUCCUAGAUCGUGUAUUCAAGUUGAUGAGAAGAAUGGACCAAGUUUGAAAAAGCAUUUGGAAGGGCUGCUCUCUAAUAUCGACCUCAAUACACAACUCUUAGUCUCCACAAAGGCUGGAUCUUCAUUCAUCUCGGCUCGUUUGAUUGUGAAUCAUAUCAAGCUCUUUGGGCCUGGACAGUCAUCCCUUGUUCAACAGCCAUCGCCCACUCCCGCGCCAAUCUCUUUCUUGCUAGGCGCUUAUUUCCAGGACAUGGCACAACAGGGUAGCAAUGGUCUCCUUUCACUAUUCAAAUGGUGUUGCUUGUCAUCAAGGCCACUUAGUCUGCCUGAGCUUCGGGUCGCUUUGGCUCUCGAUGCCCUCCCCAAAGUCGUUUCCGUCGAGGAGUUGUCCCAGACAGAGUACUUGACGCGAUAUGGUUCUGACGAGAGCUUCCAAUCCUGGAUUAAGACUACUUCUUGGGGUCUUCUUGAAGUUGUGACUGUGGGUGGUCAAAAGGUCGUGAAGCCUAUGCAUGACAGCGUGUCGGAUUUCUUUAUCACCAAGGGGUUGGAUAUCCUUUCUUACAAAGCUCAGGCUGCAAGUACCACUGCCUCUCCUCUUCAGCAGGCUCAUCAUUUCAUCGCCACUUGUAUCCUACGAUAUCUUGCAAUCCUGCCUAAAGAACCAAGAUGGGAGUCUAUGGUUCACACAGACCCAGCCCUCCGACUUGUCGGAUACGCUGCUAGCUGGUCUUAUCACAUCACUUCAGCAGGUUUGGGCAAACAAGAAGCCUCGAAGCUCCUGAAGGUGCUGGGUUGGCCGUCGGAUCAAACACUCAAUGUCUUGGUCAAACUUGGUCUCGGUGAUCUCCAGGGGACACUCUGGACUCACCUAUUUGCCAUCUAUGGCCAUGCUUAUUUCCUGUCAGUGGCUAUUAGAAAAGCUGGGAAUGAUGUCAUUGAUGUCCAGGAUCGCCAGAAGAGGACGCCUUUACACCUAGCUGCUCUUCAUGGCCACUCGACUGUAUCAAAGCAACUUCUCAAGUCGGGAGCAAAGACGAAUGGCCAGGCAGUUAGCGGGGAUACAGCUCUUCACUUUGCGGUCCUUCAAGGUCACCAAAGUAUCAUAAAGUACCUGCUUGAGCGCGAUCCGAAUUUGAUCAAUAUUGCAGAUGGUCAGUCGCAUACGCCACUGUUUUCGGCCGUCUUUCGUGGAAGCUCGUCAGCUGUGAAGCUUUUGCUUGAUAGAAGAGCCGACCUUAAGGCUCUGGACACAUAUGGCAACUCUGUCCUCCAUCAUGCUGUGGAUAUAGAAAAGUCCAGUGUCAUAAAGUUGCUUCUGGAUAGUGGCUUAGAUGUCAAUCGACAGAAUGCCCAGGGUCGUACCCCUUUACAUCUUGCCAUUGUUGGAGACCACUCUUCCGCUGUCAAGGCAUUGCUUGAGAGACGUUCUCGAACAGAUAUUGCAGAUAAUCUCGGCAGAAGAGCUCUCCACGAGGCAGUUUUAUCAGGGAGCAAGGCUUGCACCCAACUUCUGUUGAAGCACAGAGUAGCCAUUGAUGCAAGGGACAACGACGGUCAGACGGCACUAGUAUAUGCUAUUCAAGGUCGCCACGGGAGCCUCUUGAAACUUUUACUUGAGGGUGAUACCGAUAUCAAUGCCAUGGACAAGUAUGGCUUCACCAUGACCAUGGUUGCUGUUCAAGCAUCUGACGAGAAACUCACCCGAAUCCUGUUGGAAAAGAAUCCGGAUCUUGAUCGACUAAGUCAUGAAGGACACACCGUCGCUUUCUAUGCCGUUUUUAGAGGGAAAGCAGUAUCAUUUCUGUCUGAAGAAGAACAAUCAAUCGCUUCGUUGCUCUUCAGGCGCUAUCAAAAAAGGUAUCAGGUGUGGCAUCCUGAGUGGAAGGAAUGCAAACAAGAGUUCAUGGCCAAACAUGGGAAGAAGAAAGACGCAAGCAGUAACGUCAAGAGUAAAGCCAAACUUUCCAAGGCUAAGAACGCCCCUCUGCCAUCCAACAAAGAUGCUGCUUCAAAGCCUCGAAGAUCCUCCAAGGUCCCGGCCAAUGUCGUCUCAAAGACACACAGCAGUGUCCCUAAACAACCUGAUGAACCUAAGAGACUUCAAGAGGCUCAAAGACCUCCUAAACCUGCGCCGCAGAGUGAAGUGGCAGGAAAGCCCCAGAGCCAGUGUCAGAACCAAGGUCGACCUCAGACGACGGCCAAUACAUCCGCCCCUUUAGCCCCUAGCAACUCAGUGCCGAAGGUCUCUACAGGAGUGCAAGGAAACCAGAUGAAUACCCCCAGCAACUCUAUGGCAGCGCCUGUAAAGCCGGGGGUGCAGCAAGCCAGACCAGUUUCCUCCUUCGCAGGUUACCAACCUCCCUGGUUCCCCAGCGGGAGUGAAAGCGGAAGUGGUUUAGAUGCCAAAGCCAAGGAACAGUCCUCAAAGCCUGCCCAGGCUCCUUAUCCUGGUAGCCCCUCCUCUACUUCUGCUCCGGCAAAGGCCCCUAUGGUACAAAGAGGAAGUUGGGAUAUUUACAGUUCCCUAGCAUCAGGGUCUCCAGCACCUGCUCAGACCGUACAGUCUCAGAAAGCGUAUGUUCCAUAUCCUGGUACGCCCCAAACAAGCCCGGGAGCAAGCCCGGCUUCAGCCCAGUCCUUCCAGACGCUGCAACCGGUUUCCGCUGGCAGAGCCCAAAAGACUUCUUCACCCACAGCUCCAGUGCCUUUGAGCCAGUUCGAGAAGAGGUAUUCUGUACCCUCGCUCAACUCUUGGGGGCAGCCUGGAAGUGGUAGUUCUGUCUCUACCUCUCCAGCUAGCCAAAAUACACCAACACAAGCAUAUCAAGCAUUUGUUGCCGCGUCCCAGAGGCCAAAUAUGUCACAACAACAGAUUAAUGCACCUUAUCAGAAGCCAGUAAAUCCACUCCCUUCAGCCAAACCUCUUAUGCCUCAGGUAAUACGCAAACCGGUCGGAGGACAGCCUAUUGUGCCGGCUGAGAAGCCCAUUCAGCAAUCUUCCUUUCUGCGGUGGCAACAACCGCAAGCUCCAUCAGGAGCAAAGUCUCCUCCGGUACCGAUGCAGGCACAAGUCGGUACGACACAGUCUUUGCCGAGAAAGCCGCAUGUCCCUCCACAGGCUCCCACGAGUAAGUCACAAGCUCCACCCAGUACGACGCAAUCAACAUCAGGGAAGAAUCAAAGUGCAAGUGGCCCAAGUGGUCCAGUGCCAUAUCUACCAAACAAGGCUCCGGCUUCUACUGGGACGUCGCAGCCUGCACCUACCAAGGAUCAAGUUCAUCCUCUGACAGCACAAGCUCCACCAGGGAAGCCUCAAGUUCAAGGUCAUAUGCCUCUAAGAAACCCUCAAGCUGCUCCUGGGGUAGUGCAGCCCCAGAUGGCCAAACCCCAGGGACAAGCUCAGACUCAUCCGCCGAGUGGAAAGACAGCUCCCAUACCAUCCAAGUCUCAAGCUCCUCCUGAAGCAACACAAACUCAAGUUGCCAAACCCCGUAUGCAGCCUCAGGCUCAAAUUGGCAAGCCAGCACCAGUGCCACCGAAGUUUCAAACACCAACUGGCGCAGCACAACCCCAAACAGCCAAGCCUCAGGCACAAGAUGGAAAAGCAGAGACCCAAGCACACAAGAUGCAGGGCCCCCCAGGAACCUCGCAGACUGCAUCAGGAAAGCCUCAGGGCCAAGGAGAUUUACCUUCACAGAAGCCUCAAGUACCUACUUCAAAAGCUCCAAGCCAGCCAACAAAACCUUCAAUUCAAAGUGGUACAUCUGCACAGAAACAGCCUGCUGUCCCUAAGCCUUCUGUCGUAGCCCCUGCAAAACCUUUCGCUGCCCCUAUUCAGACUCAAAAGGCAAUUCCCGAUCAAAGAAAGCCCGUCCCAUCACAUAUUGGAUCAAGCCGUGGGGGUGCCGAAUCUCCUACAAGCAUUCCAGUACAAGGAACUUCUGGCCAGAAAACCCAUCAGUAUAUCGACAAGAAUUCCACAAUAUCUCCAGUACCUCAUUACCCUGAACCCUUCUAUCGUGGACAAUACGGCGAACAGACGCAAGCCUCAACUUUUACGUCGACCAGAGAAUUUACAAACAGCUACGACCCAAACACGCAACUGACGGGUACGAGUAGUAUGUCCAGUGGCAAGAUGGCUGCAGCCGCCGGUGUUGGUGUCUUGGCUGGAGCUGCUGGUGGUUAUUUCCUGUCUUCCGAGGUCCGUGAAGACCACUCUAAUCCAAGCAUCACCGAUGAAAGCAGCUAUAUCCACAUGGAUGCUGGUAUGAGCCAGCAAUCUGCAUAUGACUCUGAUGGGGAAUUGGAAACACAUGUAGAGUUUUCAGAUCAUUCUGAAGAGUUUUCCGAGUCCGAAAACGACGCCAACUCUAUCAAUGAUAGUGACUCUGGUGGCUUUUUGUCCGAUGAAGAGUAUGAGCUUUCUGACUCUGAGGUUUCUGGAGGUCAAGCUUCAUCCGAUGACGAGAUCUCGGAUUGGGAAGAGUCAGACGCAGAAUCGAUUCAUGAAGUCUCAGACUCUGAUGAGAUUGACCUAGAUAGCCCAUACAUGUCCGCCGAUUUUACAGAUGAUGAAGCUUCAGAAGCAGAGGAUCUUGGUGCUUGCGGCUUGCAAGCUGAGUCUGAUAGUGACCUCAACACAGACCCAGGCCAAGUCAGUGCUGGAGAAGACUCCGGAUCCGACGAGAAAGAAUCUGUUAACAACGAAUCCGAUGAUGAGCUUGAAGAGUCGGUUCAGUCUAUGGGGUUUCAGCAACACAGUUAUACCAACCAACACUAUCAACAACAAGGGUACUUGAAUGAGCAAUACCAGCAGGCCAUACCUGAAGAGCCCGAGUUCGAGGAAUAUGUGCAGCCAGAUUUCCAACCUCAGUAUCAGCAGCAAGGUUAUUUCAAUAGUCAAUAUCAGCAACAGGUAGCUCAGCAAAGCGAUUCAGAAGAGGACGAACCCCGAGGUUUUCACCAACAACAUCAACAGCAAAGCUACUACUAUCAACACAAUCAAGUAGCUGAGCAAAUUGAAUCGGAAGAGGAUGAGCCACAAAGUUUCCAAACCCAGCAGCAUCAACAGCAGCAAGGCUAUUAUGGUGGGCAUCUGCAAAAUCAAGGCCCUGAACAAAGCGAGUCUGAAGAAGAGCCCUAUCAACAGUACCAGCAGCAGGGUUACCACAGGGGGCAGAAUCACCAGCAAGCAACUCAACAAUACGAUUCUGAAGGUGAAGAAGGGCAACAGGCUGCACAAGGAUCCGGUAACUACGAUAGCAACCAAGAGGUUGAGAGUGAUCAAGACGUAAAUAAUGGCUAUAGCAGCGAUGAGCAGGGCCAACAGGCUGCCAGCGGGCAAUACAUUGGAGGAGGCUGGGGCAACAACUAUGAUUCUGAUUAUUAG